Molecule: messenger RNA, 1684 nt
Organism: Gracilinanus agilis (Agile Gracile Mouse Opossum)
Lineage: Eukaryota; Metazoa; Chordata; Mammalia; Didelphimorphia; Didelphidae
Gene: SOWAHA
Product: sosondowah ankyrin repeat domain family member A
Exons: 1
Coding region: 1-1620 (539 amino acids)
Molecular function (GO): protein binding
Source: RefSeq, a predicted model, not a curated record
AUGGCGCUGGCAGCGGCGGCAGCGGCAGCGGCCGCUGGGGUGAGCCAGGCGGCUGUGCUGGGCUUUCUGCAGGAGCGUGGGGGCAAGGUACGCAAUUCGGAGCUCCUGAGCCGCUUCAAGCCACUGCUGGACGCAGGAGACCCGGGCGGCCGGGCCGCCCGCAGGGACCGGUUCAAGCAAUUUGUCAACGAUGUUGCGGUGGUAAAAGAGCUGGAUGGGGUCAAGUUCGUGGUGCUGCGCAAGAAGCUGCGGACCUCCUGUCCGCCGCGGCCAGCACCCCCGACGCCGUCAGUAGGCGCAGGGACUUCUCUCCUCGAGGACCCGCCAACCUCCGCGGCCCAGGAGCUGGCCGCUGGCCCCGAGACUGAGCCGCCCCUGCAAAAGCUCUCGGACCCAGAUGCCGACCAGGAGCAUGGGUCCCCAUCCCCGCUGUCGGAAGAAGGGCCCCAGUCUCCAUCUGGGCUCGGGGCUCUGGCUCUAGCCCAGGAAGAAGGAGCCGCUGACGCCAUCCCCGCUUCCCUGGCCCCUGCUCCAGCCCUGCCUUCUAGGGACAUGCCCGCGGCCCUUCCACAGACUCCUGCUGCGCCAGAGGAGCAGCCCCCGCUCAUGCCUCGGAAGCCUUGCAUGCUACCAGUGCGCUGUGUCCCGUCGGUGGUCCGGAUCCGGGCUGAGGAGCAAGGUCUGCGACGACAGCUGUCGGAAGAGCCGGCGGUGGCAGCUUCGUCCCUGCUGCUUGUUCCCGGGGACUCCCCGAGGCUGCGGCGGCGACUCUCGGUGGAGGAGCCGGGCCUCGCGCUGGGGGGUCGGUCCCCUCACCUCCGGCGCCUGUCUCGGGCCGGCCCGCGCCUGCUGAGCCCCGAGGCUGAGGAGUCGCUCUCUGCCAUCCCGCAGCCGCCACCCACCGUGCCCUUGGAGCCAGCCGAGCACGAGUGGCUGGUGAGGGCGGCCAGCGGCCGCUGGACUCACCAGCUGCACGGGCUGCUGCUGCGGGAUCGGAGUCUGGCGGCCAAACGCGACUUCAUGUCGGGAUUCACAGCCCUGCACUGGGCCGCCAAGAGUGGUGACCGAGAGAUGGCGCUGCAGCUGGUGGAAGUAGCGCGCCGCGGCGGGGCGCCCGUCGACGUGAACGCCCGUUCGCACGGCGGUUACACCCCUUUGCACCUGGCUGCCCUUCACGGCCACGAAGACGCCGCCAUCCUGCUGGUGGAGCGCCUUGGAGCGCAGGUGCGAGUCCGCGACCACAGCGGGCGUCGGGCCUACCAGUACUUGCGGCCUGGCGCCUCGUACGCCCUUCGUUUGUUGCUAGGUGACCCUGCCCUUCGAGGCCCCACAGAGCAUGGCGGCUCAGCCAAGAGGCCUGUGCAGGUGGCUGCCUCCAUUCUUAGCUCCACUACUAGCGCCUUCCUGGGUGUGCUGGCUGAUGACCUGAUGCUGCAGGACCUUGCCCGUGGCAUCAGGAAAUCUGGCUCCUUUAGUAAGUUUCUGGGACCCUCCCCCCUGGUGCCUCGCAAGAAGGCCAAGGCCAGACCUGGCCUCCCCACCUUCCCUUCUGCUUCUGCCCAGGCCUCCACCACAGGGUCCAAGCGUUGGCCAGGCACUGACCUCUUCCAAGGCCAUUAGCCAGCCUUGGAUCACAAGCACAGUGUGACUACUAAUUCCCAGCCUGCCACCCCUCAGCUUGGGC